CAAUUAUGUAAAGUUCUUUGCAUCAACCUUUUGAUCGCGUUCUAUGAUCCAUUAUCAAAUGUUAAAAAGAAAACUGAAAAUGAAGAGCAAAUAGAUUGUAGAGAAAAAGUUUCAUAAGGGAUGUUUAAUAUUAGCAUUCUAUAUUAUGUUCAAAUUUGUUAUGGUUGUAUGAGCUCCACGUUUUCGCGGGAAGGUUGAUGGAUACAACAUGAUCCUCCUCGAAAAAAGUUGAAUCUUGAGGCAUUACAGAAUGGUAUAAUUUAAUGGCCACAAGAUAAGAUUUUUAUAUAUAAUGCAGACAUGUUAAAGAGUGAAGGCCUGACUUAGAAUGUAAAUGCACAGAUAAGCUGCUUUUGUGGGCAGAUCCAGAGUAAGGGUGCAGGGAAUUUAUCAAGAGUAGAGGUGUUGGGACAGAGAGAUCAAUGGAUUCUAUGUGGUGUCUCAUUGUUCAUAUGUGUUUCAUGAUAGCAUUGUUUAGUUCCUCUGGUGUAGCUGAAGAUCCAUACAAGUUCUUUACAUGGAAAGUUACAUAUGGCACUAUAAGCCCUCUAGGUGUCACUCAGCAGGGAAUUUUAAUCAAUGGUCAGUUUCCUGGGCCUCAGAUUGACAGUGUAACAAACGACAACAUUAUUAUUAAUGUAUAUAAUGGUUUAGAUCAGCCUUUUUUAUUGUCAUGGAAUGGGAUACAACAGAGGAAAAAUUCCUGGCAAGAUGGAGUUUUUGGAACCAACUGUCCCAUACCUGCUGGAAAAAACUUUACAUACAAGUUCCAAAUGAAGGAUCAGAUAGGAAGCUAUUUCUAUUUCCCAUCCCUAUACUUCCACAAGGCAGCAGGGGGAUUCGGAGGUAUUAAAGUUGCUAGCAGGCCCUUAAUCCCCGUUCCAUUCCCUGCUCCUGAUGGUGACAUUACUCUGCUGAUAGGUGACUGGUACAAGACCAAUCACUCUGUCCUUAGGAGAACACUUGACUAUGGUAAAUCUCUGGGUAAACCUGAUGGGGUUCUUAUCAAUGGCCGAGGCCCAAAAGAUUAUUCACUAACAGUGAAUCAAGGUAAAACUUAUAGACUCCGGAUAUCAAAUGUGGGAUUGUCAUCCUCUCUGAAUUUCAGGAUUCAAGGUCACAAACUAAAGCUUGUUGAAGUGGAGGGAUCUCACACUGUCCAAAAUAUCUACGAUUCCCUAGACAUCCAUGUUGGUCAGAGCUACUCUGUUCUGGUCACUGCUAAUCAACCACCUCAGGACUACUACAUGGUUGCAUCAACUCGUUUCACCAGUCCAAUUCUGACUGGUGUAGGAAUUUUCCAUUACAGCAAUUCUAAGAAGGCUGUUUCUGGACCUAUUCCAGGGGGCCCAACUAUUCAGAUUGAUUGGUCCCUUAACCAGGCAAGAUCCAUCAGAUGGAACUUGACAGCCAGUGCAGCUCGCCCUAAUCCCCAAGGAUCAUAUCAUUAUGGAAACAUCACCAUUACUCGUACCAUCAAGCUUGCCAAUUCUGACAACUCCAUCAAUGGAAAACAACGCUAUGCAGUGAAUGGUGUUUCCUUCUUGUUCCCUGGCACACCACUCAAACUUGCAGAUUACUACAACAUUGGUGGAAUAUUCAAUUUAGGUGGCAUUCCAAAUAAUCCAGAUGGCAGAUCUCCUUACUUGCAGACUGCUGUGAUCUCUGGAGAGUACAGGGCUUUCAUUGAGAUUGUGUUCCAGAACUAUGAGAGCACAAUUCAAUCAUGGCAUUUGGAUGGAUACUCCUUCUUUGUGGCAGGAAUGGAUGGAGGAGAAUGGACAUCUGCAAGCAGAAAGGUUUAUAAUCUGUUCGAUGCAGUUUCUCGCUGUACAACACAGGUUUAUCCAAAGUCAUGGACUGCCAUUCUUUUAAGCUUAGAUAACGCAGGAAUGUGGAACCUGAGAUCAGAAACAUGGGAAAGGCAGUACCUUGGUCAGCAAACCUACUUGAGGGUUAAAUCUCCAGUAAAAUCACUGAGAGACGAGUAUGAUAUUCCUCAUAAUGCUCUCCUAUGUGGAAAGGCCAGCGGUCGUCCCCGCACACCACGUCCUUAACACAUGUUUUGUAUAACAGUUGUCCUUUUACGUAUGCUCCCUGUUGCAUGCAACAUAGUUGUACUGUCUCAGUGGCUGCAAAUCUAAUUUUAUUAUCUUUAUGCUCGCAUCCCUGUUGGAAUAUGGCAGAUUAAAGCAUCACUUAGUUUAAUUAUCAAAAUUGGUCAAUAAAAAUAAGAAAAAUAUUUAUGAUUUUUGUC
Messenger RNA from Cryptomeria japonica (Japanese cedar), 2257 nucleotides. Its product is annotated as L-ascorbate oxidase homolog. Bases 423 to 2057 code for a protein of 544 amino acids. Gene Ontology annotation, molecular function: copper ion binding; oxidoreductase activity. NCBI's taxonomy places the organism in Eukaryota, Viridiplantae, Streptophyta, Pinopsida, Cupressales, Cupressaceae. The record is from RefSeq and is a predicted model, not a curated record. The transcript has 9 exons.